Molecule: messenger RNA, 2055 nt
Organism: Euleptes europaea (tarantolino)
Lineage: Eukaryota; Metazoa; Chordata; Lepidosauria; Squamata; Sphaerodactylidae
Product: disintegrin and metalloproteinase domain-containing protein 9-like
Exons: 2
Coding region: 1-2055 (684 amino acids)
Biological process (GO): male gonad development; proteolysis
Cellular component (GO): external side of plasma membrane; sperm head plasma membrane; plasma membrane
Molecular function (GO): metalloendopeptidase activity
Source: RefSeq, a predicted model, not a curated record
AUGUUGCUAGAGUCCUCCUUGCCUGGCACAGUCUGCAUUUCCCACGUUCCUCUGAACUAUGCUUCCUAUGAAGUGAUAAUCCCAUGGCAGAUAUCAUCCAGGGUAGGCAAAGCCAAGAGAGACCAAAUCUCAUACGUCAUCAAGGCAGAAGGCAAGAACCACAUUGUUCAUUUAAAACAGAAAGAGAUCAUAAUAAAAAAAUUCCCAGUCUUUACAUACAAACAGGACAGGCUGCAGCUGGGCUACCAUGAGAUCCAACAUGACUGCUACUAUCACGGUUAUGUAGAAGGCAGCACAGAUUCAUUUGUGAGCCUCAGCACUUGCUCAGGACUCAGAGGGACUUUCCAGGUUGAUAAUGCAACAUACAACAUAGAUCCCUUGGAGGGUUCCCAUGUAUUUCAGCACCUGGUGUAUCGCGUAGGGGAAGACAAAUUCAAUCCGGGAACCUGUAGGCUACGUGGUGAAGCGAUGCCGUAUUUAGUAGCGGACUUGGUGCAAGAACAGAUUUUAAGAAAGCAGAAAGUAUUUAAUCCAUGGAAACACUCUAAAUACCUGGAGCUUUUUGUUCAAGUGGAUUUAAACAUGUUUAAAAGAUAUGAUCAAAACGUAAGCUUAACUGUGCUUCGUGUGGUCCAGCUUAUUCAAAUGGUGGAUGACAUGUUUUUUGCCCUUGGUCUUCGUAUACUCCUUGUUGGGAUUGAGAUUUGGACAGAAAAGAACAAGGUUUUGGUCACUAACUUUUUAAAUGAUACCAUUGCAUUCUUUAACAGGUGGAGAGUAAAAAAGCAUCUUCUGCGGCUGCAGCAUGAUGUAGGUAUACUUUUACAUGCUCGUUCUAGGGGCCAAAUGAGUGAUGCGUAUGGCACCUUUGGAAGUCUCUGUGAUGAGAAACACGCAGCAGCUUUACUAUCUACCAGGCAGAUGGCCUUGCUGCAUUUUGCCAUAGCUGUCGCACAUGAAAUAGGGCAUGUUAUUGGCAUGCCUGAUGAUGAGUCAAAUUUAUGUUACUGUGGUCCCAGCAAUAAAUGCAUUAUGAGUCCUCAAGGCCCUUCUGGUGAAAACCCUCUCUUCAGUAAUUGCUCUGCUAGAAGUUACUUUCACAUCAUUUGGUCCAGGAAAGCUCAAUGUUUGAACAACAUCCCAGACAACAGCAGAUUAUUUGCACAGCGCUCUUGUGGGAAUGGGAUUGUAGAAGAAGGAGAAGAAUGUGAUUGCGGGGACAAGGAGCCAUGUAAAAAAGACAUGUGCUGCCAAGAGGAUUGCACAAAGGCCAAGGGGGCAUUGUGCACUACUGAGUUGUGUUGCAGAGAAUGUGGAGUAGCCCCAAAAGGAACGCUCUGUAGAGAAGCCACAGGUGAAUGUGACUUGCCCGAGUAUUGUAGUGGGAAGACUGUGGAGUGCCCUCCAGAUAUCGUUGUACAAGAUGGAAGCCCAUGCAGUGACAACGGCUACUGCUACUCAGGGACCUGCUCUACCCACACGUUGCUAUGCCAGAAAAUAUUUGGCAUAGAAUCCCAAAGUGGGCCCUUAUCUUGCUACCAAACAGUGAACUCAAUGGGGGAUCGAUUUGGCAACUGUGGUGGACAAGCAGGUGAUGGGGAACCCACUGACUUUAAAAAAUGUGAUCAGAAUAGCAUCCUAUGUGGGCAAGUGCAGUGCGUAAACAUCCACACGCUACCUCAAUUGGAUGAACAUACAACUGUCAUUCAGACGCCUAGUAUGAAUGCAAUGUGCUGGGGAUUAGACAGGCACAUUGGAAUUACUUCAAGUAACGCCGGUGCCGUGGAAGAUGGGACCAAGUGUGGCAAAGGUCGCGUUUGCAACUCCAAUCAAAACUGCCACUGCCUCUAUGGUUGGGAGCCUCCGGGGUGCAGUAUCCUAGGCUAUGGGGGAAGCACUGACAGUGGGCCUGCCCCACGGGCUGCAGGUUUUAGCAAGGUAGACUUCUAUGUUGGGGCUGGAGUUGCUGUUGGCUUUGGCCUUGUUGUAGGUGUCCUGUUAGUCAUGGUUCUUUGCAAAUGGCGGCAAGUUUCAGAUAAUCCUCAAGGGGAUUGA